GCGAAGUCGCCGAGUGCCCCGAGUUGUAAAAUGACAAAAUUAAGGGGAUAGUUCUUGACCUAUUGAUUUUAUUAUGGGGAAACAAAGCAAAAAAGUUAAACUUAACUUAUUAAAGAAUAAUAUACGUUUAGAAUAAUGUGAUACUUCGUAACUUGUUAAUACGAUUUCGUCGUAAUAAUGGAUCAUAACAUCAACUCUCGAAAAUUUAUAGCUAUAGCCUCUGUAGCUUGGGCUUGCCACUUUGUCUCUCUAUGGGGUGGAUUUGUAUUCGACGAUUCCGAAGCCAUAGUAAAAAAUAAAGAUAUAUUUCUAUAUACACCGGCAUCCUCGGCAUUUUACAAUGACUUCUGGGGUAGUAAUAUUUCCCUCAACAGUAGUCAUAAGAGUUAUAGACCUCUUACUAUAUUAUCCUUCCGACUGAACAUGUUUUUCUCAAACAAUAGACUGGAUGCAUUUCAAUUUCAUACAGCAAACGUUGUACUGCAUGGUAUAUUAUCAAUAAUGUCCUUACCAUUUUUUGAAUGUUUGUUAAAGAGAAGGAAACAAAGAAAAUCGCUUGUACCCAUGGACGACCCAGCCUUCACUGGAGCAUUGUUAUUUGCUUCACAUCCGAUUCAUUGUGAAUCUGUUGCAGCUUUAGUGGGUCGUGCAGAUAUUUUGGGCUCUAUACUGUUUAUGUUACUAAUAAUUCUUUAUAAGUCUCAAACAAAUAUCUCAUGGAUUCUUAUUGUAUUUGUUAUUUCAAGCGCAGCCGUUUUGUGUAAAGAGACUGCAAUUACUGUGUUAGGGAUGUGUGUUAUAUAUGAGAUUUACCUCAAAAAAGUAUCUUUAAAAAGUUGGCGUCAUAUAACCAAAAAAAAAUUCAUGUUAAGAAUGGGGUAUUUAGCUUUAUUAGGGAUUAUUAUAUUGUAUUUGAGAUUAAGAAUUAUGAAUUUUGAAGGUCCGAUUUUCAGUCCAACUGAUAAUCCAGCUUCGUUUUCUGACAAUAUUUUAACAAGGAUUUUAACUUAUAAUUAUUUAUAUUUGUUGAAUGUUGUUUUGUUAUUUUGGCCCCAGUGGCUGUGUUUUGAUUGGUCCAUGGGUUGCAUACCUCUAGUGGAAUCAUUCUCCGAUCAACGUGUAAUUUUUGUUGUGUUAUUUUGGCUUGUUACUGCUGUGGUUGUCUACAAACUAGUCCGAAGUUGUCUUGUAACUAACAAAAUAAACGUAACUACUAUGGCUGCUUGUCUGUGUGUUUUACCAUUUUUACCCGCAUCCAAUCUGUUUUUUAAAGUUGGUUUUGUAAUAGCAGAACGUACUCUAUUGUUACCCAGUGCAGGCUUUUCAUUAAUGGUGGCUGUAGGAUUAGAAAAAUUAAAAGACAGAUACGGGAGUCUGAAAAAAAUUUUUUCGUUUUUCUAUAUUCUGCUCAUAAUCACCUUUAUUUUACGUUGUAUUAUACGCAAUUACGAAUGGCUCAAUGAAGAAAGACUGUUCAAAUCGGCUCUAGAAGUAUGCCCUUUGAACGCAAAAGUUCAUUAUAAUAUAGCAAAGGUUGAGGCAGAUCAAGGGAAUAAAUUAAUUGCCAUCGAGAAAUACCGUCAUGCUUUAAAAUUGUAUCCAGAUUAUGAACAAGCCAUGAACAAUCUUGCUAAUAUUUUGCGUGAGGAUGGUGACCUAAAGGAAGCUGAAAUUUUACUUAAAAAAGCUGUUCAGGUAAGGCCUAACUUUGCAGCAGCAUGGAUGAACCUGGGCAUUGUAUUAAGCGGAAAAAGUCGCUUUGAAGAAGCGGAGGAGGCUUAUAGAACAGCUUUAAAAUACCGUACACGUUACGCGGAUGCUCAUUACAAUUUAGGAAAUCUCCUGUUGGACUUGGGAAGACAUCAGGAAGCUCUGGAAUCUUGGAAAGAAGCGACGAAAGUACGUCCUACUCAUUCAGCUGCUUGGGCCAACGCUCUAGCUCUCUUAGAUUCAGAUGGUAGAGCAGCCGAAGCUGUAGAAUUGGGCCUCAAAGCUCUGAGAUACAUUCCAAGAGCUCCAGCAAUUCAUUUUGCUUUGGGAAAUGCUUUAGGAAAACUAAAUAGGUUUCUUGAAGCAGAGGCUCACUUUUUACAAGCUAUCAAGAUAAAUGAUAAUAAUGCCCUGUAUUAUUCAAAUUUAGGUGUUUUAUAUCACCGUUGGGAGAAAACGAAGAAGGCCAGCGAAAUGUACCUUAGGGCGUUAAAAAUCGAUCCCCAUUUGAGGUCGGCCCAAAACAACCUGAAAAAACUGGAAUCUUUCCUCCUGAGUAGUGCAAAUGCUCAAGCGAAAAAACGUUUAAAUCUUUAAAAAUAAAUGGUGUAUGUCUAUGUGUAUGCUCAUUGUGACACUAAUAUCAAUAAAUAUGACUGUUUAUACGUGA
Messenger RNA from Sitophilus oryzae (rice weevil), 2380 nucleotides. It is a transcript of the gene Tmtc4, whose product is annotated as protein O-mannosyl-transferase TMTC4. Gene Ontology annotation, cellular component: endoplasmic reticulum. Gene Ontology annotation, biological process: protein O-linked glycosylation via mannose; endoplasmic reticulum unfolded protein response. The transcript is spliced from 13 exons. Gene Ontology annotation, molecular function: mannosyltransferase activity; protein binding. The record is from RefSeq and is a predicted model, not a curated record. NCBI's taxonomy places the organism in Eukaryota, Metazoa, Arthropoda, Insecta, Coleoptera, Curculionidae. Bases 178 to 2307 code for a protein of 709 amino acids.